Molecule: messenger RNA, 2306 nt
Organism: Aspergillus wentii DTO 134E9
Lineage: Eukaryota; Fungi; Ascomycota; Eurotiomycetes; Eurotiales; Aspergillaceae
Exons: 5
Coding region: 143-2278 (711 amino acids)
Biological process (GO): DNA-templated transcription
Cellular component (GO): nucleus
Molecular function (GO): zinc ion binding; DNA binding; DNA-binding transcription factor activity, RNA polymerase II-specific
Source: RefSeq, a predicted model, not a curated record
CGCGGCGCCGCGGUUCUCGUGGAAGUAAUGCCCAAUCGUGGCGACGGGUACGAUGAAGAUGAAUGAUGUGCCCAUGCCGCCGAUCAAGCCGACGACGAGGAUGAAGUGCCAGUAUGCAUAGCAGAAGCCGAGACAGACAAACAUGAUGACGAGAAGGGUUGAUCCGAUGACCAUGAGGAAACGAGGGCCGUGGACGUCGAAAAUCGGGCCGAUUUGGAUGCCGCAGAAGAAGACGAGGAAGUUGUAUAGACCGAAGAUCCAGCCGAUUUUGCCGGAGGAGAGACCGUAUCGCUCCAAACGGCAGCGCCCCUGCGAUCAAUGUCGCCAGCGCAAACUGGCCUGCCAGACCGACGGCGGCCUGCCUUGUCUGCGCUGCAAAACGGCCGACCUCGACUGCACGUUUGCCCAUCCGCCGCCCAAGAGGGCGAGGACCAGCAGCCAUCUCGACCAUCUCGAAAACACUCCGGAUCAUACAGAUCACAGUCAUCUAUCCGAUCAUCCUACUCAAACGACUCAAACCGACUACUCCGUCCUCGACACCCUCUCCCCCGCCCACUUUCUCCCGGUCGGCCAUGCGCCCACGCAGUUUGUGCAGUCGCUCGACCAGCUCGACGGCUUCUCUGCCCAACUGUUUGGCGCCUCUGCUGAAUCGGAUCCCUGGCUGUUGCGCCAUUGCUCCUUUGAUGAUGCCGGGGUCAAGUGUUUCUACAAGGUCCAUUUCCGGAAUGCAGGAGGGGUGCCCACGGCCCAGAAGAUUCCUGUCCAUUUUAUGAUCGCCGCCGAGGACUUGGCUGCCAAAGCAAAGGAGGAGACACGAGUCGCGGUGGUGACUCGCGAUGAUCUGAAUCAGCUAGUGCCGCAUGAGUAUGGCCGGCGAUUAGUAGCUCUCUUCAUCAAAUUCGUCUAUCCGGCUCUGCCCCUCAUUUCCCGGUCUCAGCUGGGCUUGUCUUCGGCCGAUCAACUGCCAGACAUUGCGGCUUUAGAUCGCACCCCGUUGCAUCUGCUGACUGCCAUCUAUGCUGCUGCUCUCCCCUUUGCCGGCCACGAUGACUAUCUCUGCGUGCUCAACACCUACAGCCCUCCCCCCGUCGAUCGACUCUGGCGCAUUGUCUACGAGCUCGUCGCCGAGGAGAUCCACUCCCCCCACCUGGCCGUUCUGCAGGCGGCCCUGCUCUAUCUGCACCGUCCUCUGGAUGACAGUCUCUGUGCCACCGCCGACUCGCCCUUUGUCUGGUCCUGGGUCGGCAGUCUCGUCGGCCUGGCCUGUUCCCUCGGUCUGCACAUCGAGUGUCGCAUGUGGGGGAUCCCAGGUUGGGAGAAGCGUCUGCGUCGCCGACUCUGGUGGGCCGUCUACGCCGAGGACAAAUGGCGCAGUCUGCUCAUGGGUCGACCGCCGUAUAUCCAUCGCGAGGAAUGGGAUGUGAGCGAGCUCGACUCGGCGGACUUUGUAUACUCUCGGCAAGCCGCGGCCGCCACCGAAACAGAAGUGCCCUUUCGAUACUUGGUCGAUCUAGCGCGAAUUGCAGAGGACAUCCACUCUUCCUUUUACACCCUUCGCGCAUCGCAAUAUCUCUCCGAAAACUUCAGCGCCUCCAACGACACGGGCCGGCCGCUGCUCGAAAAACUCAAUGCCUGGUACUCCUCUCUCCCAGAGUCCUUCCGGCUGCCGAACUGGAGCAAAUCCGUCAGCGGUCUAGCGCCCUACCCGACUGCCAUCCACUUCGCCUACCUCCUCCUCGUAGUCUUCAUCUACCGGGCCCUGCUCCGCCCCAUGGCCCGGUCCUCUAGUCCCCCGCUGAUCUUUGACGUGGACGAAAUGCCCGCCUCUGCCUCCACCCUAGCCGUAGACGACUACUCUAUUCUUGAUUUCGCCGAUGUCCCGGACAUCGAAUCCUUCCCGGUAGUGGACCUCUCCGACGCCCAUGGGACAGGGGAGACAACGCUAAACGCCGCCGAGCGAUGCGCGUCGAUAAUUAUCAGUUUCACCCGACGCUUAACUGCCAGUGACUUUACCGGUUUUUGGUACUCAUGGUCCCGCAUCGGCUUCGCCACCGUCUCCAACUUCACCAUGCUCCUCCUAGUCCAAGCACCGAAUUCCGAACGCGCAGUCAAGGGCAAACACCUCGUCGAUUCCUGGCUCCGCGUCCUCAGGUGCCAGAGUCUAAGCUUUCCAUUAGUCAAGCUGGGCCUGACCAGGUUGGACGCUAUGCAUUGGGCGGGGCUGGGCCAGACGUUUGUGCUUCCGCAGCAUGUGCAGGACGUUGUUAGUGUACCAUAGUAUAUAUUUUGAAUAAACAAUCCGUUGG